Molecule: messenger RNA, 1336 nt
Organism: Darwinula stevensoni
Lineage: Eukaryota; Metazoa; Arthropoda; Ostracoda; Podocopida; Darwinulidae
Source: the annotation of a GenBank genome assembly
CAUUCACUUCCGGUGCAUUCAGCAGCACCGGAUUGGAAAGAGAUACAAGAUGUAGGACCUUGGACAAGGGCGAAGGAAAGAUAAAAGCUCUUCACUGUGGGACUAUCUCCAUUCCUUUACAGGUGUGGUUUUAUCCCUCACUCGGAUCAGCUCCUCCUGUAAGUUUCGAAAUACGACCCUUGUCCUGAGUGCGAAAUAGGAUUCUUUCUCCUCGGUCGAAAUGUGGUGGCUAUUCAGCACGGGGACUAUCGUUGCCUUCCUUCUCUUCGUCUAUUCCUUCUUCCGUCGCUCUAUGUUCGCCUUCCUCUUGGAUCGUUUCAACUCUCCAACAGACUCGAACAUUACGGUCAUCAAGAAGUCCUUCUUCGAGUCCUUGAGGGACGUCGUAUCCUCGGAUCCGGAGUUGAAGAAAUCCGGUCGGUUCCGCCUUCUCGAGAUCGGGGUCGGGACGGGGCUCAACUUCGAGUUCUACCCUUCGAACGCCAGGAUCAGCGUGUUAGAACCCAACAGCAACUUCAAACGGUACGUCCUCAAGAACAAGCAGAAGUUUCCCGACGUGGAACUGGAGAAUUUCUUCUUGGGAGUGGGCGAAGACAUGAAGAGUGUGCCCAGCGGAAGCAUGGACGUUGUCGUCUGCACGCAUGUCAUGUGCAGCGUUCAACCCAAAAACAUGGACAGAUUCCUGUCCGAAGUGAAGAGAGUUCUCGCAACCAACGGGAGAUUUUACUUCUUCGAACACGUGGGGGACAGACCGGGCACGUGGCGGAGAUGGGUACAGAACAUGCUUCAGGCUACGUUCUUAUACGGGUUCAUUACGUGUGAUUGCAUUCCCAACAAGGACACCGAAGAGAUGGUGCAAAAAGCAGGCUUCUCCUCCGUGGACAUCACGAGGUUUUACCUUCAGCCGGUUUCUCCUCUCACGAGUGCGAAGGGCUUCAGCCUGCGCAUCUUGGCCUCUCAUAUCAGAGGCAUUGCGAUCAAGUGAAUCGCAGAUUUCUCCAUUUCCAGUGAAAAUUUAAUGCUAUUUCCUGAUACUCAUCUCAGAAAACAGGAAAGAAACGUAAUUGUCCUGAAGUUUCGCAUCUGGCUUCUGUAAUAUCUGCCGAGAAGUAAUUAUAUUAUGUUAUUAAUUGAGAAAGUACUGUAUAUGGAACGUAUUGAAACCAGACGAAUCAUUCCACGUCAAAUUACAAAAAUGAGACAAUUGAGCUCACCCCCUCCUAUUUUGAUCAAAUUUGUGGCCCUAUAGAGUUCAUUGAGAAACCAGUCAAACCUAAUUUUCAGCUUCCUAGGUCAAACGGAACUUGAAUAUUGCAAUAAAGUUCUGAUAUCUGUU